Messenger RNA from Morchella importuna, 1530 nucleotides. RefSeq lists its product as uncharacterized. The transcript has 5 exons. Gene Ontology annotation, biological process: carbohydrate transport; transmembrane transport. The record is from RefSeq and is a predicted model, not a curated record. Gene Ontology annotation, cellular component: membrane. Gene Ontology annotation, molecular function: carbohydrate:proton symporter activity. The coding region runs from base 1 to 1530 and encodes 509 amino acids. NCBI's taxonomy places the organism in Eukaryota, Fungi, Ascomycota, Pezizomycetes, Pezizales, Morchellaceae.
AUGAGGGAAUACCUCUAUAUGCCGAUGUAUGUGCGAUGCGCAGCAUUCGUCUCACUCGGAGGAUUCAUCUAUGGCUUCGAUACAGGCUCGAUUGGGCCCGUUACCCUCAUGCCAUACUUCCAAGGCCUAUUCGGCCCCCUCUCACCCACUCUCCACGGUCUCGUCAUAUCUAUGAUCCUCAUUCCUGCCUGUAUCUCCUCCCUAGUAGCUGGCCCAAUUGCAGACAGAAUUUCCCGAACAUACGCAAUUGCCCUUGGUUCAGGUUGCUACGCAGUCGGCUCACUGCUACAGUGCCUCUCUGGUUUUGGAGGCGGGAGAUCUGAGGGUCUCGCAAUGCUGUUUAUUGGGCGAAUAUUCGCCGGAAUGGGCGAGGGAAUCUUCUUAUCUCCCAUCACAGUCUAUGCGGUUGAAGUGACGCCUGGAAAAGCACGCGGGAGAGUUGCAUCCCUGGUGCAGUUGGGCAUCUGCUUGGGUAUCUGUGCUGGGUACUUUAUUUGCUACGGGAGCUUGAGGAUCGAUAGUUCCUUAUCCUGGAGACUGCCCUUUGCGUGUCAGACACUUAUUGCAAGUGGGAUUUGUGUUGGCUGUCUCUUCCUCCCGCACUCGCCGAGGUGGCUUUUCCAUGUUGGCCGCAAAGAAGAGGCACUAGCAGCGCUUGAGAUUCUUGAAAUAACGAAAAAUUCAACUGAUAUCGAGAAGGAGGAGAUACUGACAUUAAUUCGUGAUGAGGAUUAUUCAGACUCCAGAGGAUGGUUCAGGAGGUUGGUUGAUGACACGAAAUUGAUGUUUGAAAAAGAGACAAGAGGGAGGACAUCUCUGGGAGUGUUCAUGAGCGGAAUGCAGCAACUUACCGGAAUUGAUGGACUUCUUUAUUAUGCUCCUGUGCUGUUUACGCAGGCGGGAUUGAGCAGUACAAAUGCUAGUUUUCUGGCGAGUGGUGUUUCGGGCUUGGUGAACGUUGUUUUUACCAUCAUUGCCCAGUUUUUCACAGACAAGUGGGGACGCCGACCAACCAUGAUAUUUGGCAAUGGUUUCUGUGCUGCGACGAUGGUCGCAAUUGGUGGUAUCUAUGCAUCUGGCGCCAACAGCACCGAGCACGGUCGAUAUGCAGUCAUUGCAUUGAUCUACCUCUUCCUGAUAGGAUUUUGUUCAACAACCGCUAUCAUGUGCAGGAUAUAUGUGACUGAAAUCCAGCCAAUCAAGACGAGAGCAGCUGCUAGUAGUCUUUCAUUAUCGGCAAAUUGGAGUGUUAAUUGGGUCGUCGCGUUUACGACACCAAUGUUCCUGGCGAGUUCGUCCUCGGGGCCAUAUUUCCUGUGGGGAGGAUCCACAUUUUUCGCAGUUUUGAUCUUUAUCUUCUUCAUGCCUGAGACGAAAGGUCGCUCUCUCGAAUCUGUCGACCAGGCAUUCGAGACAUCGCCACUCCAAGAUAUGAUAAGAAAACUAUCUGGUAAACACAUGAAUAAUGCUAACCUUGAGACGCAUCAGGGCGUUGAGAGGGUAGAUGUGCAUGUUGAGGGGGAGAAGUAA